Triticum urartu is the source of this 3005-nucleotide messenger RNA. RefSeq lists its product as uncharacterized. NCBI's taxonomy places the organism in Eukaryota, Viridiplantae, Streptophyta, Magnoliopsida, Poales, Poaceae. The record is from RefSeq and is a predicted model, not a curated record.
ACGGCAAAAGACCCGCUGUUUUUUCUGCAGCAUAAACAGAAGACUCUCGGUGUGCAAGAGAGUUGACGACCUCCGAGACCACUUGUACUGGACAACGCCGCACGGCUGGCUGCUCAUGGCGCACCCUGGCUCACGCCUGACAUUCCUGUGGAACCCAUUCACGCGCCAAAGAAUCGGCCUGCCCCCUGAUACAGAGAAGUUCCUCACGAGGAACCCGGUCAGGUGCGUGCUCUCGCACGAGCCCGCGGACCCAAGCUGCGUGGUGCUUGUGGUGAACCGCGUGGACACGGUGCUCUGGUACUGCCGCCCGGGAGCAGCCGCCGAGUGGUCCGAGCACGGCUAAGUGUCAUCCCUCACAGCAGGCCACGCGCACUCCUGCUUGGGCACAAAUGCGAGUUCGCCGUCAUGUUGAACAAGGUCAGCAGGGAUGGCCUCGGGCCAAUCAAAGAGCCUGGGGAGGAAGAUCCUGUCCUGCAUCCACCUGGCGCCGGUCUUCUUCAUCGUCGUCGUGAGCGUGCCGGUGAACAGGACGCUCCCCUCCAGGCUCUCCACCUUCUCCCACUCCAUGGUGUGCUCGUUGAGCUUGACGACGUUGACCGGCGGCCCACGGAGGCCGACCAGGACGGCCAUGAGCUCGUCUUGGCCGGACUCGACGAGGUAGCUGUCUUCGCAUUCGAACCCGAAGCUCCGGGGCUUCUCCAGGAUCUCAAACCCUUGGUCGUGCAUGCGCUGGUCGUACACCGCCAGCCUCCCGUCCUGUCCCAGCAGGUAGAGCAACCCGCCGUGGAAGACCGGGUUACAGCUCGGCGACGGCACGAACGCCGGUCCGAACUCGUACGGGGUGAAGUCCCAGUCCGUCCACCCGCCAUCGCCGUUCCUGAAGGAGAGCGCGGCCUGCAGCCGCAGAAACAUGACCGCGCUGACACCGACCAUCCUGCCCGCCGCGCCGUCGCCGCCGUCGCCGACGACGAAGUCGAACCCGACUUGAUCGACCGGCGGCAUGUCCCGAGGGUGGCGCCUGCGAUAAGCACGCCAAGAGCCAUGAAGGGAACCGAAGACUCAGCUUUGGAUCGGAGCUUCUCCCCGCUGCUACUGUUUGGUCACAAGCACCCUAGGCCUCAUGGGACCAACGCUGACGGUGAGCCCGACGAAGAUGCUGAAAACGACGAGACCGAGAAGAAGGCAGAAGAUCCGCUGUUUUUCUUCUACAGCAUAAGCAGAAGACGCUCGGUGUGCAAGAUUGUGGAUGACCUCCGAGACCACUUGUACUGGACAACGCCGCACGGCUGGCUGCUCAUGGCGCACCCUGACUCACGCCUGACGUUCCUGUGGAACCCGUUCACGCGCCAGAGAGUCGGCCUGCCCCCUGAUCGAGACAAGUUUCUGACUUUGAACCCGGUGAGGUGCCUGCUGUCGCACGAGCCCACGGACCCAGCCUGCGUGGUGCUGGUGGUGAACUGCGUGGACACGGUGCUCUGGUACUGCCGCCCGGGAGGAGCCGCCGAGUGGUCCGAGCACGGCUAUUACCAGGCAGGCACCCUGGGCACCCACCAUGAUCGUGACGGUGUCAUCCAUGCAAUGAACCUCGUGACGGCGGCGGGCGGGAAGUUCUACGCGAGCCUGCUGGGCGCCACCGUCCUGACGCUGGAGUUCUCGUCGGGUCCGGCCUUCGCAGAAACCCCUAUCGCCGAGCAGCCAUGUCACCCGAUGUACCGCGUCUGGAGCCUUCACCUGCUGGAGUCACGCGGGGAGCUCUUCAGCGUCUCCCUGUACCACCCGUUGAUGGGGCGGUGCGACAAGGUUGCCCAGAUAGUCGUCCGCAGGCUCGACUUGCCGGCGAGGGCUUGGGUGGAGGUGGACGCCGUCGGGGACCGGGCCUUCUUCUUGGUCGACGCCGUCCACUUUGGCGCGUCGCUCGGCGCGGAGGAGGCCGGUCUCAAGGGGAACUGCGUUUACUAUCUGAGGCGCGGAGAAAAGGGGCUGUAUGUCUACGACAUGGGGCGUGGAACCACUGCCAUGCACGACCCCGGUCCGGAUUUGCCGACUAAGGCCCCGUUCUGAAGCUCUCCAGGUUCAGGAAAUCCACGAUUCCAGCUUCGUGCGCCAGCGUCCAACUUCCGUGAGGAGCUACGUGCGUUCGGGAGGCUCUAGCCAGCUUCUCAUACGCUGGCGUUGGGCUAUAGGGCUGUUUAGAGCGAAAGGUGUGUACAUGGGCUAUUAGGGAACACAGAUAAUGACAUGGGCUGCAGGCCCAAUUCGGAGUGAAGGAUGUGGAUGACCCUGAUGCACCCACGUCUACUGGCUGGUUCCUACGAGAGCUCGGAAGAAAAGAAAUCGGGAGGCUCACCGAACCGGUAUGCAACUUAGCGGUGGCAUUCCCUGUAAUUACAUCGAACUCCCGCUUCUCGUUUUAGCGAAGCUGGCCAACCGCCGCUUCUCGUCUCUGCAAAAAUUGCACAGGUGGAUCCUCGUCUCCGCGAAGCUGGCUCCUCGAAGCUGGAGCGUUCGGGAUCGAUUCACGUAGGAAUUCUAGGAAGCUGGCUCGUGGAGAGGAUCCGAACGGGCCCUAAAUAGCAUAAAACUACUAGCUUAUAGGUUAAGGUUUCAGAAAACUAUCAUUUUUCAAUUUUUCUCAGAAAGCUAUCAGUCGCGCGGUUCGCUGUUUCAAAAAACCCAAAACGCCCGUGACUAGCGAUUGAACCAUUUUUUUGACCGCCCGGACCCACAUGUGAGGCCACCUGGCCACGCGCGCUCACGACGCGGCCGUUGACGGCCGUUAGCCCGUACGGCCCGGUCGGAACUGGGGUAAAUAACCCCCCUCGGUCGGUCGGGCGCUCCUGAUCACUCACUCUCUCCCUGCUCGCUCACUCCCCUGCUCUCACUCCCCUGCUCCAGUACGAGCUCGCCGCCGCUCGCCGUCUUUGAGGUGGCUCGCCGUUGACCUCCUUGCCACCAUGCCUUCCUGGAACGACGAGGAAACUAGCUCGGAGGAGGAGUGCGAGGUC